AUGGGCACCAUUUCAGUCGAUGCACUUAGCACUCAAAUUGAAACCCAGUCAGUCCAUCCUCCACCAGAUAUCACGCCAUGGUACAAGCAGCGCCAUCUUCUGAAACUAAACCUCACAAUCAUCUCCCUGGUUCUCUACUCGUCAUCAAACGGCUAUGACGGGUCCCUGAUGAAUGGCCUGCAAGCGCUAGACCAGUGGAAAGCGUUCAUGAACAACCCAACCGGCAGCUGGUUAGGCUUGAUAAACGCUGUGUACUGGCUAGGCUGCGGAGUUGGGUUUCCGGUCACAAGCUGGAUAGCUAACAAGUAUGGACGCAAGCUUGGCGUUUAUAUCGGAUAUCUCUUCUUAGCGCUCGGAUGCGCUCUCCAGACAGCGGCUGGUAAUGCUACGGCUUUCAUCUUGGCUCGUAUGUUCCUGGGAUUGGCUGCCGCUCUGUUUUCGAAUACGGCUCUUUUGGUCAAUGAGAUCGCGCAUCCAGCUCAUCGUGGAUUGCUUAAUUGUCUCUUCAUGUCGGGCUGGUAUAUUGGUGGAACUGUCGCUGCGUGGGUUGUUUUUGCUACAAGAGAUUACUCGAGUUCUUGGGCCUGGAGGCUGCCUUCUAUCCUCCAAGCCUUAGUCCCUGUAAUUGGGCUACCGGGCCUCCUGCUAGCACCCGAAAGCCCGCGGUGGCUCAUCUCGGUAGGACGCGAAGACGAGGCACACCAGAUCCUCGUGAACUAUCACGCUGGCGGCGAUGCCGAUUCACCCUUUGCCAACUCGGAGUUUGAAGAUAUUGUUUCGGCCCUGUCUGCAGAGCGGGAAGCCCAUCGCAACGGGAGUUAUAUCAAGAUGGUAAAGACGCCCGGGAACCGACACCGUCUGCUGAUUUCGGUAACGCUGGGAUUGUUUUCUCAAUGGGUUGGCAACGGAGUCAUCUCCUACUACCUAUCUCUUGUCUUAGACGCGGUGGGAGUAACCAAAGUCCGGGACCAAACCCUCAUUUCAGCUUGCCUUCAAAUCUGGAAUCUGUGCUUCGCCGUUCUGGGCUCAUAUCUCAUUGACCGACUAGGUCGCCGUCCUCUUUUCAUGGCCUCUGCCGCGAUAAUGUUCGUCAGUUACGUGCUGGUCACGGCACUGUCGGGCUCGUUCGCAAACACCCACGACUCAAAUAUUGGCGCUGUCACCAUCCCAUUCCUCUAUACCUUCUUCGCCGGUUACUGCAUUGCCCUAACGCCUUUACUCACCUCCUACCCAUGCGAAAUCUGGCCAUUCCAAAUGCGCUCACGCGGGCUAGUAGUGAUGUGGGUCUCCACCAUCUGCGCAAUCUUCUUCAACACAUUUGUCAAUCCAAUCGCUCUGGCCGCGUUAGGCUGGAAAUAUUUCUUCGUAUUCGUGGCUGUACUCCUAGCUUUCGGUUUCACGUCCUACUUCGUCUACCCCGAAACAAAGGGGUAUCCCCUCGAAGCUAUUGCCGUCUUAUUUGACGGGCCGGAUUUCUUGAUUGCGGAAGAUUCAAGGAUAGAGGGGAGUGAUUUCUCUGAUUCUGCCGAUGCUAAACACAAAGAUUCCAUUUGA
Molecule: messenger RNA, 1554 nt
Organism: Penicillium taxi
Lineage: Eukaryota; Fungi; Ascomycota; Eurotiomycetes; Eurotiales; Aspergillaceae
Exons: 2
Coding region: 1-1554 (517 amino acids)
Biological process (GO): carbohydrate transport; transmembrane transport
Cellular component (GO): membrane
Molecular function (GO): carbohydrate:proton symporter activity
Source: RefSeq, a predicted model, not a curated record